Perca flavescens (yellow perch) is the source of this 3493-nucleotide messenger RNA. It is a transcript of the gene ywhag2, whose product is annotated as 3-monooxygenase/tryptophan 5-monooxygenase activation protein, gamma polypeptide 2. Lineage: Eukaryota; Metazoa; Chordata; Actinopteri; Perciformes; Percidae. Bases 159 to 902 code for a protein of 247 amino acids. The transcript is spliced from 2 exons. The record is from RefSeq and is a predicted model, not a curated record.
GUGUCCCGUCUGCACGGAGCACAGACAGACAGCAGGGAACAGCUGCAGCAUUAGGUUCGCGUAGGAUUUCACUGCAUUGCGAUUUAAAAUAUCUAUAAUUUCAUCCCCAAAAACUCAAGUAGAGCAGCUCGAUUUAGCAACCACAUAUCAUUUAAAAAAUGGUUGAUCGCGAGCAGCUGGUGCAGAAAGCCAGGCUGGCUGAACAGGCUGAGAGAUAUGAUGAUAUGGCAGCUGCUAUGAAAUCGGUAACAGAGCUGAACGAGGCCCUGUCCAACGAGGAGAGGAACCUCCUGUCCGUGGCCUACAAGAACGUGGUCGGGGCCCGCCGCUCCUCCUGGAGGGUGAUCUCCAGCAUUGAGCAGAAGACCUCGGCCGACGGCAAUGAGAAGAAGAUCGAGAUGGUGCGGGCCUACAGGGAGAAGAUUGAGAAGGAGCUGGAGGCAGUGUGCCAGGAUGUGCUCAACCUUCUGGACAACUUCUUGAUCAAGAACUGCAGCGAGACACAGCACGAGAGCAAGGUGUUCUACCUGAAGAUGAAGGGCGACUACUACCGCUACCUGGCCGAGGUGGCCACGGGGGAGAAGAGGGCCACCGUGGUGGAGUCGUCGGAGAAGGCCUACAACGAGGCCCAUGAGAUCAGCAAGGAGCAUAUGCAGCCCACCCACCCCAUCCGCCUGGGCUUAGCUCUCAACUACUCUGUGUUUUACUACGAGAUCCAGAACGCCCCGGAGCAGGCCUGCCAUCUGGCCAAGACCGCCUUCGACGACGCCAUCGCCGAGCUGGACACCCUCAACGAGGACUCCUACAAAGACUCCACUCUCAUCAUGCAGCUGCUCCGAGACAACUUGACACUGUGGACAAGUGACCAGCAGGAUGACGAGGGAGGGGAGGGCAACAAUUAAAGAGUAACCCCACUUUGAAAAAAAAAUAUAUGAAGGGCCGGUGGACUUUGGCAGCCGCUUUUGCCGAUGAUACUACCGCAGCAGCAGUUCUUUAUUUUUCCAUGUCUUAAAAGAAAAGAAUCAAAAGAGAGGUGAGAGUGGAGGUUAAAUCUUAGUUUAAAUAUAUAUAGAAAUAUAUAUACAGUUGAAAGGGGCCUCCGUCUUCUUGGUUUUCUCUUUGACAUUUGCCAAAAACCACUGAUAUGUCAGUCAAUCAGCCUGAAGUGGUUGUUGUUGGAUUGAAAUGGCAGCCUCACACUGGCAUAGGAACUGAUCUUGUUCUAUCAAGAUAAUCUGCUUAGUUAGGUUUUUGCGUGAUAGAGAUGCAUUUGAGUCACUUAAGAGAGAAAAUUGUUGUAUGGGAAUGCCUCACAAAACUAGUUUGCAUUGGUUCCAGUAGUAAGUCUGUAUAUGAGAAAGGGCCCUGAAAGCCAUUAAUGUUAAACUCACACAAACAACAAGAACGAGUUUUAAACCGAUUAAUUCCCCCCAAAAUUUGAAAGGAUAAAUUAGAUGGGAGCGAAAAAUGAGGACUUGAUGUUAAAAAUUGAUUCCCCUACUUUAAGUGCAGAUUAGUCUGUUAUGUCACUGCACUGGAACCAUAGAUUCUUUUGGAGGUGAAGAUUAUUAAAGGCAGAGACUUAACAAUAUAAAACAAACAAAAAAAUUACACAAAAAAAUAGAAAUAAAAGCAGCUUCAGAGUUUGUGGUUUACUUCUGUGUUUGUUUUAUUAAAUGCACUUGCCUACUAUACUGUUUCUUCAGUGUAAGAUGAUGACAACAAUAGUAUCGAUUAUUCAAUAUUGUGCAUGCUGGUGAUGUAUUUAUAUACAGUAGCUUGACUUUAUUAACUUAUACUGUGGGUGUUAAGUAUUCAUAUGAUUGAGAAAAACAGGCUUUGUCUGAUGUUGAUUUCUAAUUUAUUUUGUUUUGUUAUGGUUUUUUGAUUUGCUAUACCAAAAUGGUGAUCGUAAAAAUUGAUCUGUAAUGGGCGUUGCUAUAGUGACAUGCAAUAUGUGUAUUUAGUUUGUUACUGAAAGUAAAAAAGGAAGAUAAAAAAAUCACCAGUGAUCACUUAAUCUUACCAACUGGUGUUUGUCACAUUGAAUUAUGAUAUAUUUUGUUCUUUGAACAGUAUUGAAGUACUUUUUUCAUUUGUCAUGCUAUCCAGUUUAAAUAAUAAUGGUGAAGUUUUCAGGCUCAAUGUUUCUGUUAUGAAUUCACAAACACGGACCAUAUUUUAUUUCUGACAGUAUACCUUUUUUGUUUGUAUGUUUUUAUACCUUUUAGCUGUUCCUGAGUGACAAAAUAUCUUGAAUGUGAGUCAUUAUGUAGCAGUUGCACAAGAACCGAAAUAAUAGCUAUGAUAAUAAAAAAGAAUAUGACUAAAUUAUACAUGCACCAUUUCCAUGGUGGUCUAGUGUAUUGUUGUAUCAUCACUCAUAAGACAAUUGUGUUUUUAAGAAAAAACAUUUAAUGGGGGAAAGAAAUGUUUUAACACUUUGUGUUGUGCUCAACUACAGUAUGUGCUUCCUUUUUGCCUGUAUCAUUAUUUAAUAUGCCUCAUGUGCAAGUUAACCUUUACAGGAAAAAAGUAUUUAUCUGCCAGUAUUUUAAGUUCCUGCAAGCAUGUGUGCAAGUUGAAUAUUUUCCUCACAAUAUGUGUCAGACGGUACUGCUCUCUGUACAGCACAUAUAUAUAAAUAUUUAACACCAAUGCACAAGUAGAGUCACAGGGAAAGCAUAAUUCAAUAGAAUUGGGUAUUUAUUAGCAAAUAUGAUAAUUAGACACUAAGAAGCUGCUUAAGAGCACAGAAAGCUGCUGAAUGGAUUUUUUCUUUAUAAUGCUGCUACUUCUAGAUAAUUACAUUACUAUAUAUUCAUACAGAUGGCAGUUUGUUGGGACUUUAUUUUUCCUAAUAGAUGGCAGUUUAUUUUUUAUCUCAGAUGUGAUGGCUUACAGUAAGAAACCAAAAGCCUUAAGGUCAGUCACACAACCUUGUUUAUCAUGUAUGCCAAUUAUGUCAUUAUCAUGAGUCAGCCUCCAUGAGCUCACACAGUAUGUCACAGCUGCUUUGAUUUAUUUUUAACGUAGUAUAAAGUUGAUGGUCUUGAAGGCUCACCAGGCAAAUAGCAUGACAUCCUUAUGCCAAUCUGCAACACUGCUCACACAGCUUAUGAGUAUUAGAAUGGAGUUGAAAGUUUUGUGUGUUAAAAAAAAAACGGAAACUGAAACUUUCCCUCACUUUUUUGUUUGAAUAUUUUUUUUAAACCACAUCAGGAGACUUUCACCCAUUGCCAAGAAUACCUGAAUUUUCUUCCUUUUUCAUUAAUUUGUAUUUUCUUUUCUGUGGUUUUUCUUUUUAAGUUUUUAUUAUUUUGGAUGUUGAUCCUUGUUUCUGCUGUGACGGGGGGAAUUAAUUCAAUUAGAUUAAAGAAGAGCUGACCUGCUGGAAAUUAGCAAAAGGGGGGCGGUAGGGAUGCACACCGUAUGCUCUGAGGAAGUUUUGGUUUCCAUCUGUUGCCCAUUAAAAGUUAUUUGUUUAUCGGUA